Messenger RNA from Pieris napi, 907 nucleotides. RefSeq names its product ubiquitin thioesterase otubain-like. The coding region runs from base 44 to 871 and encodes 275 amino acids. Lineage: Eukaryota; Metazoa; Arthropoda; Insecta; Lepidoptera; Pieridae. The transcript is spliced from 5 exons. Gene Ontology annotation, biological process: protein K48-linked deubiquitination. The record is from RefSeq and is a predicted model, not a curated record. Gene Ontology annotation, molecular function: ubiquitin binding; cysteine-type deubiquitinase activity. Gene Ontology annotation, cellular component: nucleus.
GCAAAUAAAUCAGCUGUCAGCUUUAUUUUCAAAAUAAUCGAAAAUGGCGGACGAUGCAGCGAGCAGCAGCGCUUGUACCGGUAAUUUAGGUGAUAGCUCUGUUAAUCAAGAUGAAUUGAUUUUAAAGCAGCAACGUGAAAUCGAGAAAGAAAUUUCAGAGUCUAUUCCAUUGGUUGGUGAGCAAGAAGAUCUGGCAUCGUUAGAAAAAGAAUACAAUGAGGACCCGGUAUACCUAUUAAAAAUUAAAGAUUUAGCUUCAAAAUAUACAUGCAUUCGAAGAACAAGGCCGGACGGUAACUGUUUUUUCCGAGCCUUUUCGUACGCAUAUUUAGAACACCUGCUCAAGGAUAAAGGAGAGUAUGAAAAGUUCCAUGAGAUAGCUAAAAACUCUAAAGAUAUUCUAGUAGCUCUAGGAUUUCCACAAUUUACUGUUGAUGAUUUCUAUGAAACGUUUAUGGAAGUAGUUCAGAGAGUAGGUGAACAAGCUGGAGGAAGUUCAGAUGGAAUAGAAGAUAUUCGCAAGGAGCUGCAUGACAAGUUUAAUAAACAGGGAUACUCUGACUACAUUGUUGUAUACUUGCGACUUAUUACAUCUGGACAGCUUCAGACACAGCAUGAUUUUUAUCAAAACUUCAUUGAGGGUCCCCGAACUGUUACUGAAUUUUGUAGACAGGAGGUAGAACCAAUGUACAAAGAGUCUGACCAUAUUCACAUAAUAGCCCUUAGUAAUGCUCUAAAUGUUGGAGUCAGAGUUAAGUACAUGGAUCGUGGUGAGGGAAGUCAGGUAAUCGCCCACGAUUUCCCGGAAGGUUCAAAGCCCCUUGUCCACUUGCUAUAUAGACCUGGCCAUUACGAUAUUCUAUACGCGUGAUUGCAAUACUUUUUUAAUAAUAAACUAUUCUACCUU